Molecule: messenger RNA, 2173 nt
Organism: Solea solea (common sole)
Lineage: Eukaryota; Metazoa; Chordata; Actinopteri; Pleuronectiformes; Soleidae
Gene: neu4
Product: sialidase 4
Exons: 3
Coding region: 132-1598 (488 amino acids)
Biological process (GO): oligosaccharide catabolic process; ganglioside catabolic process
Cellular component (GO): lysosome; membrane; cytoplasm
Molecular function (GO): exo-alpha-sialidase activity
Source: RefSeq, a predicted model, not a curated record
AAGAAAGCAAUAAAUAAUACAAAAAAUUAGAAGUAUUUCUAUGAAUAUUGAAAGAGGCUUUGCUUGCUAAUAAAAGUUUUGAUGUUUCUUUUUAGAGGAUUUGAAGGAUAAAUAUUAACUCAUCAGAGAGAAUGAGGUCUCCCUAUUUCCCAGCGAGGUCUGUGCUUUUCCACAAGGAGCCAAACGGCGUGACAUACAGAGUCCCAGCACUGCUGUACCUGUCCAAAUCCAGGCGCUUUCUGGCCUUCUGUGAGGAGAGACUUAGCCCGUCUGACUCCCACGCUCAUCUGCUGGUCAUGAGGAAAGGCACUUUCUACAGAAACUAUGUAGAGUGGGAGGACAUGCGUGUCCUGGGCACUGCUUUCCUGAUAGGCCACCGAUCCAUGAAUCCUUGCCCAGUGUUCGAUGAGUUCACUGGUACCCUCUUCCUAUUCUUCAUUGCUGUUCUGGGCCACACCUCAGAGUCCUAUCAGCUGGUGACUGGCAAAAAUGUGACCCGGCUCUGCUACGUCUGCAGCACCGACGGUGGAGACACCUGGUCUGAAGUCACUGACCUCACCCAGAGAGUCAUAGGAGACACGAUUAAAGAAUGGGCCACAUUUGCUCUCGGCCCGGGCCACGGUAUCCAGCUGAAGUCAGGUCGACUACUCAUUCCUGCCUACGCCUACCACAUUGACUGCAAGGAGUGUUUUGGACAACUGUGCCAGAAUACACCUCAUGCCUUCUGCUUCCACAGCGACACCCAUGGGAGAACCUGGCGGUUUGGGGAGGCGGUGCCAGGCCCAGAGAGUGUAGAAUGUCAGAUGGUGUCCGUAGAUGAAGAAGAUGGGACAAAUGUGUUGUAUUGUAAUGCCCGCAGCCGUCUUGGCUACAGGGUGCAGGCUCUCAGUCUAGAUGAUGGAGCUGUGUUUCAGGAGGGGCAGCUGGUGCAGCGACUGGUGGAGCAAAGAAAUGGCUGCCAUGGUAGCACUGUUGGAUUUCCUGCCCCAUUACACCUGUGGGAAAGUCUUAACCAUCACUGCUCCAGACACUGGACAACCUCCAUGGCCCACUUCAAUCAAACCAUACCUUCCUCUCCAAGCUUCACCAGCUCGUUGUCACCCAGUCGCAGAUCCUCUCCAGAUUUCCUCACCCCCACUUGGGUUGUAUACUCCCACCCAACAUGGGCCACUGCACGCAAGGAUCUAGGUGUUUACCUCAGCAUAUUGCCCCGUGAUCCAGACAGUUGGCGUGGCCCCUGGGUGAUCUACGAGGGCCCCAGUGCCUACUCAGACCUGGCCUAUCUGGAGCUCCCUCCCUCACCUGGAGAGCCACCUGCUGUGGCCUUCGCCUGCUUGUUCGAGUGUGGAACCAAGACAGCUUAUGAUGAAAUCAGUUUCAGCAUCUUUACCCUCUAUGAACUUAUUGAUCAUCUGCCAAGAGAUUUACAGCAGGAAAAUGACAGUGCCAGUCAUAAUAGACCGAAGGGCAAGGUCCCUGAGAGAGGACGGAGUAGCAAGCUUGAUGCUCAGAGCACACCAGUUACACAUCAUGUGCCUCAUAUGAAGAAGAGGAGGAAAACAAUGAGCCGACUGACAGACAUCUGCUCUGUGUCUUAAAAAGUUUCUCAGUUUUCAAAAAAAACCCCGAUCUGUUCUGUUUGUGUAGUGUUACUCAGUUACUCAGUUUUUGUUUUGGUGCUGAUAAUUUGCUCGUUGAAAAUUUGUCGAGCAAAUGUUUUUCCUGACCAAUUUAGAGUGAUUAAAGCUGUAGUGUGUAUCUUUUAAAUAUUAAACAAAGGUCCAUUACAUUGAAACCAUUGUCAAAUGUGAGUGAGUGAAGCGAGACAACACGAUUGUUCUCUGAAAAAUGUUCAACAAAUGUUGAAAGAGAACUUAAGGUUUAAGAAUUAUUCUGGGUUCUCUAAAGUAUAAUUAAGAAAGUGAGACACUAAAAUGAAUGUUGAAAGAGAAGUUGGAAUAUGGACCUAAAGCUGUCUUCUCAGAAAGCUCUGCAGGCUCACAUGAGGUGUGGGGAAAGGUGGGGUGAGUGAAAAUCACCUCUUCCAGUGUGAUUAUAUUUAAUAUGUCUAUACAAACCUGGCGUUUUAAUGCACAACUUUAGACACAAUCACUUCUUAAUUGUAUAUCUUUGACCUCAUGUUGUCUUGCUUCUGUCUAAUGUUGUAUUCCUG